UGUUUUUUUCUUGGAAUUUCUGCUUUCUGGCCGAACUGUCUGUGUUGAUUUGAGGCACAAGUUUGCACUUUGUGGUUUCUGUCUGGCUGGAUUUCUGGCUCUUGGAUUGCAGGAAUUUCAUAAAUCCCAGAUCCUCCUUUUUAUUUUGGUUUCUGUAUCCUUUACUUCAUUUAGGUCCUAAGGGGCAGCGUCUAGGAUAUUUGUUCUCUCUGGAUCUCGAGUUUUCGUUGACAUUUAGCUCCAAAUUUCGACGUUGAAAAUUUCACACGUGGAAUUAGAGGUUAUACGAACUUAUUUUUCUCCUACCCGGCGAAUUGGUUUGAACCUUCGGUGCGAUCUGAAGGACUCGUGAAGGAUUAGGGUUUUGGCGAUGGCUUCAAAUCCUCCAUUUCAUGUGGAGGAUCAGACCGAUGAGGAUUUCUUUGAUAAAUUGGUGGAGGACGAAGUGGAGCCUGUUAAGCCUGGCCAAAAUGAUGGGUAUGUUUCCGAUGAUGCGAAAUUAUUUGCAAAUAUGAGUAUCAGUGAUGCUGAUGCGGCAUUAGAGAAUUCGGACGCCAAGGAAGGUGGGCUUGGUGUCACAGGUGAACAUGGCAGUGCGAAAUUGGAUGAGGGAUUGGUAGGUGCCCAUUCCGAAGAGAAAAAUUCAUCGGUAUCCUCUAGUUCAGUUAUGUCUGAUAGCAGGAUCUCCACCAGUAACGAUGAGAUGGGAUCACAAUACACAUCGCCUUCAAAUGUAAAUAACAGCAACGGAAUCAUCAGUUCAGAGGUUAAGGAGAUAGGAUGGAAUUCAUUUCACGCUGAUUCGAAUGGAGGUAACGUGUUUGGUUUGGACUCUGACUUUUUUAAUGAAUUGGGAGUUAAAUCUGGAGACUUACCGGGGAAAGCAGAGAAAAAUUUAAAUACCGAGGUGAAACAUGGUUUUGAAGCUCAAAGUGAUGGCGUAAAUACUUCAUUCAAUCACAUGCAAUAUGAAGACGGCCAAGGUUAUAAUGCAUCUAUGGAACAAAAUACAAGUGGGCAUGAUCAAAGUAGCAGUCAAUGCUGGGAAGAUCUUUAUCCAGGUUGGAGGUAUGAUCACAACACCGGGCAGUGGUAUCAAGUGGAUGGCUAUAAUGCUACGUCAUCCGCUAAUGAGGGAAGUGUUGAAGCCAGUUCUGCUGUGAACUGGACUGCUGAAUCUAAUGGAACAGCAGAGGUUUCUUACAUGCAGCAAUCUGCUCAAUCAGUUGCUGGAACUUCAGCUGAAACUGGCUCAACAGAGAGUGUCUCCACCUGGGGUCAGGUUUCACAAGGGACUAAUGGAUACCCAGAACAUAUGAUCUUUGACCCUCAGUAUCCUGGUUGGUAUUAUGACACAAUCGCCCAAGAAUGGCGCUUGUUGGAGACCUACAAUUCACCCAUCCAAUCUACUUCUUGUGGACUUGAAAAUGGGCAUUCCUCGACCAGUACCUGGUCACAUGAUAAUAGUAGUUUCUAUGGAGAGCAGCAACAAGCGAGUGCUUACGAGUCACAGGUUGGUAGCCAGGCUGCCGGUGGCAGCUGGGGUGGUUCGUAUGGUAUCAAUGGUCAGCAAGGUCUAGGCACGUAUACGACUGAGACUGCCAGUAAAAGUGGGAAUAGUAUGAGUAUAAUUGGAAAUCAGCAAUUGAGUCAUGCUUACAGUUCAAUUUAUUCGACAGAGAACAAUCAAUUAAAUACUUCUAGUUCCUUGAGAUCAGUUUCAUUGAACAAGAAUGUAACCCAUAGUCGUGGUUUGUCUAAUGGAACUGUUGAACUCCAGAGCUUUGUCCCAAAUACAGAUAUUGUUCAGCAGUUCAAUCAUCCAAAUACAAAGUUUGAUGAGCAAAAAGAUUAUUCAGAUCAUUAUGCUGAAAGUCAGAUGCCCCCUACUUAUUCUCAGCAGUCAUACCAGGGUGGGCAUCACUUUUCUCAUGCCCCUCAUGUUGGAACACCAUCCGCUGGACGUCCUCCUCAUGCUCUUGUAACAUUUGGAUUUGGUGGAAAACUCAUUGUAAUGAAAGAUUCUAGUUUUUUGAGCUCAUCAUACGGAAGCCAGGAUACUGCACAAGGCUCUAUUUCUGUGUUGAACUUGAUGGAUGUUGUCAUGGGAAACACUGGUUCUACCAGCAUCGGUAAUGUUGCUGGUGAUUAUUUCCGUGCCCUGUGCCAGCAAUCUUUCCCAGGUCCAUUAGCUGGGGGAAGCGUUGGAAGUAAAGAACUGUACAAAUGGAUAGAUGAGAGGAUUGCACACUGUGAAUCGCCUGACAUGGAUUUCAAGAAAGGUGAAAGGCUGAGACUGCUCUUCUCCUUGCUUAAAAUAGCUUGUCAGCAUUAUGGGAAACUACGUUCUCCUUUUGGUACAGACGCUAUACUAAAAGAAAAUGAUACUCCGGAGUCAGCGUUGGCAAAACUCUUUGCAUCUGCCAAGACGAGUGGCACAGAGUUCUCUCAAUAUGGUGUGCUGAGCCACUGCUUGCAGAAUUUUCCUUCUGAAGGACAACUACGGGCAACGGCUUCUGAGGUGCAAAAUCUUCUUGUCUCUGGCAAAAAGAAGGAGGCAUUACAGUGUGCACAGGAAGGUCAAUUGUGGGGACCUGCUAUUGUUCUUGCCUCACAACUUGGUGAUCAGUUCUAUGUUGAUACGGUGAAGCAAAUGGCACUUUGCCAACUGGUUGCAGGGUCUCCGCUGCGUACAUUAUGCCUUCUAAUUGCGGGGCAACCAGCUGAAGUUUUCUCUGGUGACACCUCUGUUAGCGGGCGUCUUGGUGUUGCUAAUGUAUCUCAGCAUCCUGCACAGGUUGGAUCUAAUGGUAUGCUUGAUGAUUGGGAGGAGAAUCUGGCUGUAAUAACUGCAAACAGAACAAAAGAUGAUGAACUUGUAAUUGUUCAUCUUGGUGACUGCCUGUGGAGGGAAAGAAGUGAGAUUAUUGCUGCGCACAUCUGCUACUUAGUUGCUGAAGCCAACUUUGAGUCAUACUCAGACAGUGCAAGGUUGUGUUUGGUUGGAGCAGAUCACUGGAAAUUUCCCCGAACUUAUGCUAGUCCAGAGGCCAUCCAGAGGACCGAGUUAUAUGAAUAUUCAAAGGUGCUGGGAAACUCUCAGUUUAUUUUAGUUCCAUUUCAGCCGUAUAAGUUCAUAUAUGCAUACAUGCUAGCUGAAGUGGGGAAAGUUUCAGACUCUUUAAAAUAUUGCCAGGCAGUAUUGAAAUCCCUAAAAUUUAGCCGCGCACCGGAAGUAGAGAAUUGGAAACAAUUGGUAUUAUCUCUUGAGGAGAGGCUUAGAACCCACCAGCAAGGUGGAUAUGCUGCAAACUUGGCUCCUGCGAAAUUAGUGGGCAAAUUGUUAAACUUUUUUGAUAGUACUGCACAUAAGGUUGUUGGUGGUCCACCACCACUUGCUCCAACUUUAUCACAUGGAAGUGUUCUCGGAAGUGAACAACAUCACCAGCAUAUGGCGCCAAGAGUAUUCAAUAGCCAAUCAACAAUGGCCAUGUCAUCAUUAGUUCCAUCUGCUUCAAUGGAGCCAAUAAGUGAGUGGACAGCUGAUGGUAAUAAAAUGAUUAAGCCUAAUAGAAGCGUUUCAGAACCAGACUUUGGUAGGAGGCCUAGACAGGAAGCAGCCUCAGCUGAUGCAAGCAAAGCAUCAGUUUCAGGGGGUACAUCUCGCUUUUCUCGUUUUGGUUUUGGCUCACAGCUGUUCCAGAAGACAGUGGGGCUCCUGAGACCACGCCCUGGUCGGCAGGCUAAACUGGGUGAGGAGAACAAAUUUUAUUACGAUGAAAAGCUGAAGAGAUGGGUAGAGGAGGGUGCUGAACCUCCAGCUGAAGAAGCGGCACUGCCACCACCUCCAACUGCUGCUGCUUUCCAGAGUCCUAAAACUGAGUAUGACUUGAAAUCUGCAUUGAAGACGGAAGGAUCGCCCUCUAAUGAGGGUUCUGAUUUAAGAACUUCCACUCCUGAACAUACUCCAGGGAUUCCGCCAAUGCCACCUAGCUCAAAUCAAUUUUCUGCCCGUGGACGCAUGGGUGUUCGUUCAAGGUAUGUUGAUACCUUCAACCAAGGUGGGGGGACCUCUGCAAAUUUGUUUCAGUCUCCUUCUCUUCCAUCUGUCAAGCCUGCUAUUCCUACCAAUGCAAAAUUUUUCAUUCCUGCGCCAGCACCUUCGUCAAAUGAGCAGACAAUGGCGUCUGCAGCAGAAAGCAAUCAAGAAGAUAGUGCAGCUAAUGAUGAUCCAUCACCAUCUGUCGUGCAUGAUUCAUUUCAACCCCCCAUUAAUACAUCAAGGGCCAUGCAGAGGUUUCCUAGCUUGAAUAACAUCCGAAAUAAUGGUGUGGCGCCAAAUGGCACUGAUUCUCAAACCCCUCGUUCUCGUCGAACAGCCUCGUGGGGUGGUGUAAGUUUUGCUGGUUCUUUUAGCCCUCCAAAGGUUGGUGAAACUAGGCCUCUAGGGGAAGCUUUGGGGAUGAUGCCAUCAAGCUUUAUGCCAGAUGAGCCUUCAGUUCGCCAUAAUGGGAGCUUUGGCGUAGAUCUCCAUGAGGAUCAUCUUUAAACAGAUAAUACAGCUGUAAAUAUCAAAUUUUGCUUUAAUCACCGGAAUAGUUGAGACACCGCUUAUGCAUAUGAGCAUCGUGGGAUGCAUCAAGUGGAGUUCAUGAAGAAGCAGACGUCCUUUUUCCCCCCCUUCUGCCGCUCUUCUUCCACUUUUCAUUUCUUUUAUAUAUUUUGUCAAUUUUUUUGGGUCCUCAAGUCCUAAAUGGAAAUGUAUGAUUGAUUAUGGUUGGCUCACUUGAUGUUAGAUUUUGAAUUUUACAUGCCAAGGGAGUUGGGCCGCUCAUCUCAUGCUCAAGGAACUAGUGUUUACAGAAAAGGAGGGAUAGAGGGUCUGCUUAGGAGAGUAGUACAGUUCAUUUGUUCAUUUUAUUAAAAUUACACAAGGCCCCUCGAGGAGAGAAUAUGGCCUCAACAGAUCAAGGACAAAAGAUUAGUGUAUGAAAUUUUGAAAAAUAAAAGCUUGUACCUUUUGAAUCUGUCUCAUUUAUGAAAUUGAAUUUAAUUUAUCAAUUA
This is a messenger RNA of Neltuma alba, 5064 nucleotides long. RefSeq names its product protein transport protein SEC16A homolog. NCBI's taxonomy places the organism in Eukaryota, Viridiplantae, Streptophyta, Magnoliopsida, Fabales, Fabaceae. The record is from RefSeq and is a predicted model, not a curated record. Gene Ontology annotation, biological process: Golgi organization. Gene Ontology annotation, cellular component: ER to Golgi transport vesicle membrane; endoplasmic reticulum exit site.